UAUUGACCCGGUACGAUCGCUGGAUAGCUCUUUCGAUUCCCAUUCCGUAAGCAGUACUACUGUAGUGCAUCAAUAUUAUCAAAUUUUUUGCUAGCUAAGCUCAGGAUAUUUUCCCAUCAGGAUAUGUAAAUUUUGUUGCUAGCUAAGCUCAUCGAGCACGACUUAAAUCUGGGUUUGAGAAAAAGAUCGUUUAUAACCCCGCUUUUCUCAACGAAAUACGACUCAACAUUUGAUUCAUGUUCUUUUGGUUUUGAAGAAGGUGAUCCCACUUGUGCAAUUACUCAAUAUCUCUUGUUUCGUUUUGUUGUAUUCCUUACACAACAAAGUCGACCCUUAUCCGUUUAUCAUUUACGACUGUUGUCAUUCGAAACUAACGAAAAAACUUCUCAAGAAUCUACUACAUCCGUAAGAAUAUUGAGUAUCUAAGACGCCACUUCUAGUGUUGGAACUGUAUGGCGGCUCGAGGAAGCGGGAGUGCAGAUCGCAAAUUAGCUGCGGACCUUUUAGAGAUGACGGUGAUGACAACUCCUUUUUCCAAGGAGGUCUUCGUUGACUUCCUCUCGACCUCAGCUGCGUCAAGUGUGAACACUUUCCAGGUAGCUGAACACCACAGAUGGGACCACCAGAGUGUUGUUGGAGCUGUAAAAUCCCUCCAAGGAGUUGGCGCGGUCACGGCAGAACCGCAAGCACGUAAAAUUUAUAUUUGAUAUUUUACUGUAUUGGUGUUAAAAUAUCGUAGGUACGAGAAAGAACGAAAACGAAUAUGCACGUUAUUCGAUUAUGGUAUGCUUUAAGGACUGAAAUUAAUAGAACGAGCAACGUGCAAACGUAUUAAUGUCGAUGAAAUCCUUGCGGUCGUUUAGUAUAUUGAGUACCAGAUCGGCACCGACGAGUCUGAUGAAUUUCUUUUUCUGUUUUUUGACCCUACUAAUGAUGCUUAUAAUUUUAGAUGCCGGUUGGAAGUGCACCGAUGAGGGACUCAAAGUCGUACAAGAGGGCUCACCGGAAGCUAAGGUUGCCGCGGAUGUAACCAGCAAUGCGUCGACCACGCAAGAUGAGAUGAUUUCCAGGUUGGGAAAAGACAUAGUGCAAGUUGGUUUUGGCCAAGCUAUGAAGAACGGAUGGAUAGAACAGGUACUUGUAGACUUCAACAAAAUUCAAAUGAUUUUCUUGUUAGCUGGAAGUAUGUAGUACAUGGGUGGAGGAGCAGGGUAUUCUAUGAAUACACUUUGAACGUGACGGCGGGUAAAAGAAGCUAGUUCAAUUUAUUAAGGAAGGAAUACAACUAUUGAAAAAGUGAUUUGUUCUUCCCCCUUUGCAUCUUCAGAAUAACAAGCAAGAGAAGAAAGCAGUGGGAGCCGAUGGGAAGAAGGAGAAAGGCCCGACGCCGACUUUUGUUAUCACCGCCGCAGGAGCUUCACGCGUCGACGAAACGCAACAACUUCUCGUAUCCGUGAGUAAGCAUACCUACCCGGAUGAAAAAACGUUGCAGGCACUUAAGAAAAGAAAGCUGAUCCAGGUACUAAUUUUCCUGAUUGGCUUAUCGAUGGAGACAAAAAUAUGACAAAUAGAAGCAGACUAAGACGAGUUGAAGCCCUACUUUGUAUCUUGGAAUGAAUUAAAAGGGGUCUUCCUGUUGAGCAUGUUGCCUCUCUUCAUCUUCAAAUUUCCGCUUGCGUUCGUCACACGUUGUGCUCGCGUGUUGCUGAGCUCUACUUCUGUUUUCAACUUUCUAUUGAAAACUAACAGCAAGAGAGUACCACCGGUUACGUUGUGACGAAACUAGCUGAGUUUGAAUCGAAGGCGCGAGCGCAAAAAGCCGUUGCGGAACUGACGGAACAGAUGAUGCAGACGGGCUCGUGGGCGGCCGCCAACUUCAAGCCUUUGAAUUUUGAGGCCCAGGGUCAACCCAUCCCCGCAGGGCAGCUCCACCCGUGCCUCAAAGUCAGGGAGCAUUACCGAAGAAUCUUUUUCCAGAUGGGCUUCCAGGAAAUGCCAACUAAUCGCUUUGUGGAGAGCUCCUUCUGGAACUUCGACACUCUCUACCAACCCCAGCAACACCCAGCUCGGGAUGCCCAAGAUACCUUCUUUUGCGAAAGCCCGGCAGAGGCCAACCAAGACCUGAUUUCCGCGGACUUUUAAGGCCUCUGAUGUUCACCGAUUUUAGAAAACUAGUCCUCGUACUUGUGAUUUGAUAAGGCUGGACCUAGAUCUAGUUGUAAAAACUAUUGGAUUAUAUAUAAAUCCCUUGAUAAAGCUGAAAGAAGGCAAAGGUGUAAGCACACCACUGGUAAGAAGUAUCGUAUGCUUUUGGAGGUAGUAUGCUGUACGAUUCGAUCAAGGCGUCGUAUUGCAUGAUUGAAAACACGUCUAAGCCAUUUUCGCAGAAACGCAGAAGCUGCACGAAACAGGUGGCUACGGUAGUAUCGGAUGGCGAUACCCAUGGUCAAAGGCUGAGGCGCUGACGACCAUCCUGCGGACGCACACAACAGCGUGCACCUCACGAGUGCUCUACAAGCACGCGCAGAAGUGCAAAAAGCUCGGGAAAUGGAAGCCAAUGAAGUAUUCUAGAUUUUCUAGAUCCUUAAAGCUUUCUUUCUCAUCAUCGUUCUUUAGUGGCUCCGCUGCCCAGUUUUUGUUUUUUUACUUUUGGGAGCAACGUGUCCACUCCCUGUAUUCGGGAUCAACGCCCUGGCUGAUAACUUUUGGUAUCUAUAUCAGGAUCAACAGGAACAGUCGAAAGACCACUGACAACCAAGCAACAAGCUAGAGUAGCGGGUAGAAGUCGCCAGGGAAAUCCUAGGCAGCUUGCCGAAUAGGUUCGCGCCGUCGUCAUCUUUCUGACGGACGAAGUAGCGCGGCAUCUCUGACAUUUUUCAGGUGCUUCUCAGUCGACCGCGUUUUUCGAAAUGAGACGUUGGAUGCAACUCACCUUGCCGAAUUUCACCAAGCUGAGGGUUUCAUCGCGGAUGUAGGGUUAACCCUUGGCCACUUGAUUGGCACUCUACGGGAAUUUUUCAAGCAUAUCGGAAUUACGGAUCUCGAGUUCAAGCCGGCAUACAACCCCUACACGGAACCAAGUACUGUUUUAUGCGAAAUUAAUGGGGAGAAUUGUGUACAACUGUCAAUUUCCAUGCGAAUGGUGGGUCAAUUAUGCUCCCUGUAUACGAGUACCUACUUCUUGUGUACACUUUUGAUGGAGCUUCAGCAGACAAUUACACGACGUCACUUGUUCCUCUUUCAUUUCUUAUUCUUACGUCCUCCUUUCUCUAGGUAUGGAGAUUUUUGGUUUCCACAAGGGUUUGAACAAAGUCGUUGAGAUCGGCAACAGUGGCAUGUUUCGGCCAGAGAUGAUCCGACCAAUGGGCGUUCCUGAGAACGUCCGAGUCAUUGCAUGGGGAAUUUCCCUGGAGCGGCCUACGAUGAUCCAAUUUAUGAGACUUGCUCUGAUGCAAGCCUAGAUUCUACCUUUGCACUAAGAUUGUUAACCAGUUAAUAUCACUCCCUCGUGUAUUCCUUGACGACUGAUCUUUGUGAAGUAGAACACCACCCUUCACGACUGAUGAUUGUCAACAUUGUCAUCGUCGUCCUCAUGAAUUUUUUGGAGGAAAGGGGACACUCUCAGCACUCGUGUUAAAACGUGUAGCCUUGUUAACCUGAUUUAGAUAGGAGCAAAUUAUCAUACUCUUAUGAUGAAAAGAUCUUUUCUGGUUCUAAUUUGUACGGCAUCGACAACAUCCGUGAUCUUGUCGGCGAGCGCAUGGACGUCAAUACGCUGAAAGUGAACCCUGUAUGCUGGUUUAACGAGCCAGACAGCGACGAGGAAGAGGAGGAGACGGUAGAUCCGGAGAGUAAUCGGGUGUAGGCUUCUGUCUUCUAGACGCUUUGCUUACCUUUUUGGGGAUGAUUGGUGCGUGGUUCGCCCAGUGUAAGGGUAAGCAAGCCGCUUUUGGACAGAUCUUCACUCACUUUUUUCGACAGAGCUGUUGAUUUCGCUGCAGUGUUGUCAUGACUUUCAUAUUUGGACAAAAUAAGUUACACUAGGAAAACGUUUCCGACGCCACGCCCGAGCUAUGCAAUUUUUCGGUGACUUGAAGUACCUAAAGUUUCAAUGUUACUUCCGAAGAACUACAGUCGUUCUACAGACCUACGUUCCCACUGCGCUAGCGAGGUCGACAAUCUUUCUCGGAAAUGGGGACACUUUCGAUUGUCGUAGCUCUAUUAAAUUGUCUUGGUAUUUAAUCGUCUAUCAACAGCAGCAACAAGGAUUUCAUGCUGUACGGUAAAAAUCGCGCAUCCAAGGCGUUUUCGUUACGUAGGAUAGACGUGACUGUCUCAUCCGCAUGAU
Molecule: messenger RNA, 4348 nt
Organism: Amoebophrya sp. A25
Lineage: Eukaryota; Dinophyceae; Syndiniales; Amoebophryaceae
Source: the annotation of a GenBank genome assembly